AAAGGCUCACCCAGGGGGAGGACCCCCAUCCCUGCCCUCAUGGCUUCCCCUUCCAGGUCCAGAGUGGGUGUGCCUGCCCCCGCCAGCCAGGCCCCUCCCCGCCUCACCCCACACCCAGCCAGCCUGUUAUAAAUAGGAGGCUGCCUGGCCAGUGUCGGGCCACAUCCCACUUUGCCUUGUUACCCACUACAGCGUCGUCAUCAGGCCACCCACCACGGGAGAAUGGAGGCACCUGCGCAGGAAGGCUCCAGCUUCAAGCCCCCUCCCCAGGUGCCUCAGGAGGGGGCCGGAGCUCAGGAGGCCAUACCCUGGGUGCAAGAAGGCCUAGUGAUUCAGAUCAAGAUGCGGACAAUGUGGAAAGUCCACCGGAAGCCCGUGCGGUGACUCAGCACAUGUUCAGGGCUCACAGGCCUGGCCUAAUCAGGGUCCCAUGUCCCUGUGUGCUGGAGGAACCGGGGGUCUGGGGGCCCUGGUCUGUGGCUCUACUUCUCUGGGGCCCUCAGGUCCCCACCACCGGCUGGCCCACUGACCCCUGCCUGCUCUUCCUGAAGCCCAAGGUCCACAAACAGGGCUUCGCUGGGGACACGACUUGGUAGAUGACGCCUCACCGUGGGCCCACGGCACUGAGCGACACUCAGGCCUGACCCUUGGCCCAGACGUGGCCGAGCAGCCUGCUUCUGUCCGUCCCAAUCAAAUGUGGCCGUACUGGCCACUGAGGGUUGGCAGAGGCCGUUGGGGCCCAGAGUUUGGUCUUCCCAGGGCCCCAGACUUUCCACAUUGGCUCUGGGCCGAGGACACAACCCAGACAAGCAGGCCACCUGGCCCGCCCCUCCCCCAGAGGCCCCUGCCCCACUUAGGGGACAGUAGCAGAGACCCACCCGGCCUCAAGCCAGCCUGCAAACAGUUUCAGGCAGGGCUUAGACACCACACCCUCCGCUGUCCCCAUCCCCACCGGCCAGACCCAGCUCUGGCUGCGAUGAGGCAUGCCUGAGGAGGCCGCCUGGUGCCCGGCCGGGGGUUGGGGGGGGGGGGGGGGCGGGGAUGGCUGCAGGACUGGUCCCGAGCCUCUGAUAGGGCCCCUUUCAAGCAUCAGCAGGCUGGGCCGUGCCAUAGGCGGCCGAGGGCCACAACUGUCCCUAGAGUUCCCAGGGACAGAGAAUGGAAGUCCUCCCAGCCUGGGGUGAGGAGGCCUGAGUGGGAGUCAGGCCAGGCGCCAGGCAGGGGCCACACCAAAGCUUGCUUCUUGGGCGCAGGCAGGAGCUAUGGCCCAGGCACCCGGUGGCUCCCCAAAGUCCCAUGAGGCCCAGCCGCCACCGCCACCUCGGCCCGAGGACGAGGAGGGGCGAGGGGAGAGGCUCGUGGAGCUGCAUGCCUCCUUCCGGGAGCUGUUCACCUUCUUCUGCACCAACGCCACCAUCCACGGCGCCAUCCGCCUCGUCUGCUCCAGCCACAACCGCCUCAAGACGGCAUCCUGGGGGCUGCUGUUCCUGGGUGCCCUGGGUGCUCUGUACUGGCAGUUUGGGCUCCUCUUUGAGCAGUACUGGAGCUACCCGGUCAUCGUGACAGUGUCCGUGCGCUCGGAGCGAAAGCUCUUCCCGUCGGUCACUCUGUGUGACAUGAACCCACACAGGCCGAGCUCAGUCGGCCAACAUCUGCGGGCCCUCGAUCGGUUCGCCCGGGAGAACAUCCGCUCUCUCUACAACUUCAACUUCAGCGAGGACGGGGAUGUCCCCUUUGCCGACGACCAGGGCCCGCAGCCUGCCUUCUACCUGGACCGCAGCGUCCGUCUGCAGAGGCUGAGCCACCCGGGCGGCCAGAGCAGAGUGGGUUUCAGACUGUGUAACAGCACAGGCGGAGACUGCUUCUACCGGGCCUUCUCGUCAGGUGUGACGGCCGCCCGAGAAUGGUACCGCUUCCACUACGUGAGCAUCUUGGCCCUGCUGCCCGCUGCCCACGAGGACAGCCACCAGAGCCACGGUGGCCACUUUGUCUUCUCUUGCCAAUUCGACGGCCGGGACUGCCAGGCCCGAGAUGGCGCAGGUCAGAGUCCCUCAGGCCACAGGCAGUGGGGUCAUGGGUCAGAGGAGGGUGCUGGUCUGAGUGUGGCUCCCGGCUCCAGGCACUUCCAGACGUUCCACCACCCCACCUAUGGCAGCUGCUAUACCUUCAAUGGUGUCUGGGCUGCGCAGCGCCCGGGCAUCACCCAUGGAAUCAGCCUGGUCCUCAGGACUGAGCAGCAGGACCACCUCCCGCUGCUGUCCACGGAGGCUGGCAUCAAAGUCAUGAUUCACGAACGUGACCACACACCUUUCCUGGAGCACCAGGGUUUCAGCAUCCGGCCAGGGACCGAGACCACCAUCGGCAUCCGAGAGGACGAGGUGCGCCGGCUGGGGAGCCCCUAUAGUCACUGCACCGACGGUGGGGAGGGUGUGGGUGGGCAGCUGCUCUACAACGCCUCCUAUACCCUGCAGGCCUGCCUGGUAUCCUGUUUCCAGCAGCUCAUGGUGGAGACCUGCUCCUGCGGCUACUACUUCUACCCUCUGCCGGCAGGGGCCCAGUACUGCAGCUACUCCCGGCACCCAGCCUGGGGCCACUGCUUCUACCGCCUCUACAGGGACCUGGGGACACACCGACUUCCUUGUGCCUCCCGCUGCCCCAGGUCCUGCAGGGAGUCUUCCUACAAGCUCUCUGCCGGGACCUCGAGGUGGCCUUCCUCCAAGUCAGCUCACCCCGAGGGCUGGGAGGAGCAGUGGCCACAACGGGGCUUCUGUGUGCAGGACUGGAUCCUGGCUGUGCUGGGCAAGCCAGGCCGCAGGAGCUCAAGCCGGAGCAAGAGCCCAAGCCCAAGCCUCAGGAGCAACAUGGCCAAGGUGAACAUCUUCUACCAGGAGCUCAACUACCGAACGGUGGAGGAGACACCCGUUUACUCGGUGCCCGAGCUGCUCUCCGCCAUGGGCAGCCUCUGGAGCCUGUGGUUCGGCUCAUCUGUCCUCUCUGUCCUGGAGCUGUUGGAGCUGCUGCUCGAUGCCGUAGCCCUCACACUGCUACUGGGCUGCCGCCGGCUCCGCAGAACUCAGGGGUCCCGGACAGGGGCAGCCACAGUGGCGUCCCACGCCAGGCCGGAGGCCAGCCAGUUGCCCACCGACUGCAGGAACGACGUUAAUCAUCUGGGGGGCCCUGCUGGCCUCUUCUCCCAUGCCGCUUCUGGGAGCUGUGGCAGGAAUCUUUGCUGAAGAGUUAGGCCAAGUGAGAGCCCCAGCCUCCUGACACCUGAACCAGCCUGAGCUUGUUCUGACCCUGAGGAAUAUGGGAGCGGUGGGCUCUCCUGGCUGCCCAGAGUGAACCAGACCAGCCCCACAGAGCCACCACCGGGCAGCCAAGCCAAGCCCAGGGCCCAGGAAGCAGCAGCACGGAGCCCGCAGGCAGGCAGGCAGGCAGGCACCAGGGUGCCCAGCCCAUUGGGCCCUCUCAUCAGCCCAGUGGUGGCCCAGGGGUGGCCUCGCUCAAGGAGGCCCGGGGCAGGGGGGAGGGGAGUGUCCCCACCACUCUGGAUUCCUGCGUCUAGUCUGUACGUA
Molecule: messenger RNA, 3575 nt
Organism: Leopardus geoffroyi (Geoffroy's cat)
Lineage: Eukaryota; Metazoa; Chordata; Mammalia; Carnivora; Felidae
Gene: SCNN1D
Product: sodium channel epithelial 1 subunit delta
Exons: 13
Coding region: 1263-3233 (656 amino acids)
Biological process (GO): sodium ion transmembrane transport
Cellular component (GO): membrane
Molecular function (GO): ligand-gated sodium channel activity
Source: RefSeq, a predicted model, not a curated record